Molecule: messenger RNA, 932 nt
Organism: Helianthus annuus (common sunflower)
Lineage: Eukaryota; Viridiplantae; Streptophyta; Magnoliopsida; Asterales; Asteraceae
Product: methylesterase 10
Exons: 3
Coding region: 57-842 (261 amino acids)
Biological process (GO): jasmonic acid metabolic process; salicylic acid metabolic process
Molecular function (GO): methyl jasmonate esterase activity; methyl indole-3-acetate esterase activity; methyl salicylate esterase activity
Source: RefSeq, a predicted model, not a curated record
AUCAAAAAAAUUAGACAUCCAGAAAACUUUUCACUCUUCACUUCUAAAGCAUAUAGAUGCCGACCACCACCUCUACACGGAAUCACUUGGUGCUAGUCCAUGGGCUAUGUCAUGGAGCUUGGUGUUGGUACAAGGUUAUGACCGAUCUUAGAUCGGCUGGCCACCGCGUGUCAGCAGUGGACCUUGGUGGUUCUGGGGUGCACCCAAUUCGGCCUGACGAAAUAACCACUUUCUCUGAUUACAUCCAUCCACUUAUCCGGUUUUUGGAGUCGUUAUCAGCCGAUGAAAGGGUGGUAUUGGUUGGACACAGCUACGGCGGACUUGCCAUUUCUCUAGCCAUGGAGAGGUUUCCUCAAAGUGUCUCGGUCGGAGUUUUCAUCACUGCCUACAUGCCUAAUUGUAGGGACCCACCCGCCCUCCAGAUGACAAAGUACUUUAAGAAUUUGAAGCCGGAAAUGAAUAUGGAUUGCCGGUUCACGUUCAAAAACGGAUCACCGGAAUCAGCUGAACUAGGUGACAGUUACUUGGCCACCAUGAUGUAUCAGAAUUGUCAACCGGAGGACCUGGCCUUGGCGAAGACGUUGAUAAGACCGGGUCACUUUUUCUUGGACGAUAUGAGCAAGGAUUCUCUUCUAACCAGUGAUAGAUACGGCUCGAUUAGUAGGGUUUACGUGCUGUGCGAAGGUGAUCGUGUUAUGGAUGAAGAGUUUCAGAGAUUUGUCAUAGAAGACAGUCCCCCUAAUGAAGUCAAAUCUUUUCCAGGAGCUGGUCAUAUGCUCAUGUUGUCUAUGCCGAAAGAUAUAUCUCUUUAUUUGCAGGAAAUAGUUGCUAGAUACCCGUGAUUCUAUAAGUAUAUUAUGUAGUUCAACAACGUUUGUGAGGAUGAUCUAAAAUAACGUGGUUUAUGAAAAGUUAAAGCGCAAUUUAUUUCA